Messenger RNA from Cetraspora pellucida, 3027 nucleotides. The record is from the annotation of a GenBank genome assembly. Lineage: Eukaryota; Fungi; Glomeromycota; Glomeromycetes; Diversisporales; Gigasporaceae.
AUGGGGACACUAAAAAACAUUAUUCAUUUAUAUCUAUGUUUGCUAUGUUUUGCAUGGCAAACAUAUUGUGGUAAAGUCUUUCCUCCUCUACCACAUCAAAACGUUGUCGAAAAAACAUACAUUGUUAAACAUACAUACGGAGGAUCGGGAUUAAAUGAUGUCUUCAAACGUCAAAACGCAAGUUGUAAGAAUCGUCUAAAUUUAGACAUUAUAAACUCGACAUCAGUUACGUGCGCUAGUGAAAAUGAUGUUCACAAACUCUGUAGUGAUAGUGGAGUUGAAUCCGCUCAUCCGGUGAUUAAACUAUCACCAACCUCAUUUCGAGUAGCUUUUGCUGAUCAUGUUACUGGAGUUACUGAAACUAUUGAAAAAUUAAAAUUUACUGGCAAGGGCAUCAAGGUUGGUGUUAUAGAUAAUGGAAUUGAUUUGUUUCAUCCGGCUUUUGGUACAUGUGACGGGACUAUUGGGAAACCUGGAUGCAGAGUUCAAUUUGGUUUUGAUUUUAUUGGAAAUGGCACUCCUGAAAACCCUAUUCCCGGUCCUAUUCCUCAAGAAAAUUGCAAUGGCCACGGAACUCAUUUGGCUGGCAUAAUUGCUGCGGAUGAUCAUGUUAAAAAUUUUACGGGUGUCGCUCCCGAAGCUAAGGCGGAUGGAAUGCAAAUCAUUAAUCUUUCUAUUGGUCAUAAGUUUACUGCUUGGCCAGAAGACCCUCUUGCGGCUGCGACAUCCGCAAUAGCAGAUAGUGGUAUAGCCACCGUUAUUUCCAUAUCUAAUGAUGGUAAUUCGGGUAUUUUUACCCUGGGCUCUCCAGAGGCUGGAGCCAACGUUAUUUCGGUUGGCGCUAUUGAAAAUUUCAAGUUCUUUACUUUCUUCUUGCUCUUGAGUACUGAUCCAUCAAGAAAAAUUAUUUAUGCAACAACCCGAAUUACUCUUCAAUUUGGUUUGUCCGGUCCACUUCCUAUUAAACCAACAAGCAACGUACCUCUUACAGCAGGUGAUGCCUGUAAUAAUGUUACCGGGAGUUUUACUGGAUCUAUUGCUUUAAUCGCGCGAGGAGGAUGUAGCUUUGAUCUAAAAGUCACCAACGCUGUAAAUGCAGGUGCAGUUGGUGUAAUCUUUUACAAUAAUGACCCAGCACAAUCAUUUGCGAUAGGUGUAACGGGUGCGACCCCGAGUGCGAUGAUUUCCAUGAAUGAUGGACUAUUUAUUUUAAAUGAAAUUAAUCGUAAUCCCUCAGUGACUGUCUCAUUUCCAAAUAAUACGAUAAUUGCUGACUCCCAAAUUGGUGGUCAGCCUCUAAAUUCAAGUGGAUUGGGUCCAACUUUCGAAUUGGACCCGAAACCAGACUUUUUGGCCCCCGGAGGUCGUAUUUUUAGCACUUUUCCCAUAGCCCUUGGAUCAUAUGCAACAUUAUCAGGAACAUCGAUGGCUGCAGCUUAUAUGUCUGGUACUGUUGCACUUUUUUUACAGGCAAAAGGAACAACCGAUCCGAAACGUGUUCGAGACAUUUUUCAAGUUACCUCAAAACCAUUAGAAAUGAAAGACUUGAAUCAAAAAUCACUUGGAAUGCUUCAUUCAGUAUCUAAACAAGGUGGUGGUGUAAUUAAUGUAUUUGACGCGAUAGAAUCUCAAGUCUUAAUUACACCCGGAAGAUUAGCACUUAAUGAUACACCACAUUUUAAUGGAACUGCUUUUUUCCAAAUUACAAAUAAUUUUCAUGAUACCGCAAAAUUUGUUAUUUCUCACAGACCCGCUGCUUCUGCGAGAGGAUUCUUUGGAGGACAAUUAGUUCCAUUAGCUAAUACUUUAUUUGAAAAAUUUUUCGCUACAGUUAAAAUUGAACCUUCGUCGAUCAUAUUAAAACCUGGAAAGUCAACUACAAUUAAAUUAAGUAUAACACCACCUGUUCAAUUAGAUCCUCAAGAAUUUGGUAUAUAUUCUGGAUUCAUAGUUGUUAAAAAAAUUGAUGGAAAUGGUCACGAUGGAAAUGGUCACGAUGGAAAUGAUCACGAUGGAAAUGGUCACGAUGGAAAUGAUUACGAUGGAAAUGGUCACGAUAAAAAUCAUAAACGCCAUAGACAUCAUAAACGCUCCGAUGAAGAUAGUGAAAACAAUGAUGAUAGUGAUAACAACAAUGGAGAUAAUGAAAACAAUGAUGAAUAUAAAAAUAAUGAUGAUAAUGAAAAUAACCAUGAUUCUGAAAAUAACGAUGAUAAUGAAAAUAAUGAUGAUUCGGAAAACAACAAUGAUUCGGAAAGCAAUGACGAUUCUGAAAAUAACGAUGAUUCUGAAAACAACGAUAAUUCUGAAAACAACAAUGAUUCUGAAAACAACAAUGAUUAUGAGAACAACAAUGAUCCUGAAAACAAUAAUGAUCCUGAAAACAACAAUGAUCCUGAAAACAACAAUGAUCCUGAAAACAACAAUGAUUCUGAAAACAACACUGAUUCUGAAAAUAACACUGAUUCUGAAAAUAACGAUGAUUCCGAAAACAACAAUGAUUAUAAAAACAACGAUGAUUAUAAAAACAACAAGAAUAUUGAAUAUACAAUCCCAUACCUUGGCCUAAAGGGCGAUCUUCAUACAUUCCCAGUGUUAGGUUUAGAUAUUGCAACAAAUUCACCAUUUAUAGUCGACAAUACUAAUCUAAACAUGAUUUUCAAUGAAACCGAAAGUGUAACUUUCACAUUUGUAAAUAAUAGCUUUCCAAGUUUAUUUUAUACAAUGCUUUUUGGAUCCCCAUUAGUAAGAACAGAUUUGGUUACGGCAGGUACUAAUACUACUGUUGGUGUAGUAUUCCAAGAUCUCUUUUCAGGCAGAAAUGAUCAAAAUGAUCAGGUAAAUGGUAAUAUAUUUUUCUUUGAUUGGAACGGAAUGGCCUUACAAAAUGGUUCUCCUAUACCGACACCAGUAGCGAACGGGAAAUAUCAAUUCAUUCUUAAUGCUUUACAUGUGUUCGGAGAUCCUAAUAAUAAUGCUGAUUUUAUGAAGUGGCGAUCUCCAAUUCUUGUGGUUAAUCGACCUUAA